CGGUCAUCUCUAUGGUCGGGUUCCAGGGGACGCCAUUUUGGUGCGCGCUUUGUUAUGGUUUGUGAGGAGCAGGAAGCGGCUGUUAGCGGAGAGCGGGGGCCCCCGGUGUGACAGAGGCUCCGCGUGUGAACGAGGAACAGAGGCUGCAGCCCACAAGAAGCUUCACUUGGAGAACGAUCUUCAGAGCGGUUCCUCCCGCAGUCUGCUGCGCCGCUGUCAUCCAUACUUGACCGUCUUCCAUGUUGAUCAGGGACACGACUGGAUUUUUGGGUCUUAGUUACAGAUUGUGACGCCUCCAUCUCACACCAUGGUGGUCGCUUCACCGUAACUUCCUCAUAUCCUCCUGGAAUAAUAAUAGUUUUUUUUUUUCACUUUUUUACUUGAUUUUCCACUUGGAAUUUUUUUUUCUAUUUAUUUUUUUCUUAAUUUAAUGAAGGCAUUAGAACAGCGUGGAGGAUCGGCACCAGAGCGGACUGUCCCAGCGUCGUCCUUUCUACACCUCUGACCCGACCUACGGAGAAGAGCGGAUGGGUUUUCUUGUAUGACUCUCAUCCUCCUUCACAUUGACUACAAAAUGACCCUCAUGUCUGUUUCAUGAGGUGAACGUGGAAAUUAGUGAAUUUUUUUUUUUUUAUAUAUAUAUUUUUUUUUGUACUGAUCAGUUACUAGGGUUGUGCCCCAUGUGACCUCUUGAAUUUACAAGAUUACAUUUUUUUUUAUUUUUGUAAUUUUUUAUUUUUUUUGUUUUGAUGGAAACAAUCAAAAUGAGCACUUGAAGACAUGCCAGGGUCACAAUAAGGGCGCACUGGCAUGUAGAAGCAGGGUUCCCUGCCAGUCUUCUCGAGGGGCUGCCCUUUACCCUCUGUCGCCAAUAAACAGUGAAAAAUAUCAAGCAACCUCCUGGCCAACGAUACUGGAAGGCACUGCCCUGCGUGCUAGGACCAAGGGCAGACCCUGCCUUGGCCAUGAGGAUUAAUGCCUCAAUUCAUUGCUAGACGAUCUACAACCUAAAUGGCGCAGCAUGACUUUGUUCCAGCUUGGCUUAGCUUCUCCACACCUCAGUCCACCAAGUCCUCUGCAGGCGUUGUCGAGAAACAUGGAGAGCACCUUCCUCGGGGUGAGGGCCGUUUGGGAGUGAGUCGCAGAAGACACAAUUCUUCUGAUGGUUUCUUCAACAAUGGUCCCCUACGCACCACAGGAGACUCAUGGCACCAGCCAUCCCUUCUACGCCAUGAUUCGGUGGACUCUGGGGUCUCGAAAGGCACUAACCCAUCGUCGCAGGCAGGGUGGCAUGGGCUGUCACGGGGGCAGCAGGAUGGCCCAGUGCAGAGAGGAGGCAACAGCAGUAACGGGACAGGGAGCAGCGGCCAUCGCCACCGCAACGGCAGUGCUCUCCGCAAGAAUGCUGCCCUGCAGGACAAGCAGCCGUCCGAGACCAGAGAGGAAAAGAACGCGGACAAAAGGAAGCCACAGUUCGAGGAGGAAGACUUUCCAUCUUUAAAUCCUGAGCCUGGAAAGCAGAAUGUGCAGAGCAAGCAGACUGGGACCCCGACAGGAGUCUGGGAAAACCCUCCCAGUGCCAAGCAGCCGCUCAAGAUGCUGGUCAUCAAGAAGAUCUCGAAGGACGAUCCAUCCGCUUUCUCCGCUGCCUUUGCAUCUCCUGUACCUCACCUUUCCAAUGGAAACAGCAAGACCAGCCCCUCCGGGCCAAUCGUGUACAAAAACCUGGUGCCCAAACCAGCGACCUCAUCCACUAAGCCUGGCAUCUGGAAGGCAAACGGUCGGGAGCCCAAAUCCAGCUCGUUUUUCAACAGAGAUUCCUCUUUCACUAGCCCAGUGUUGGCACCGGCACCUGUAUUGUCCUCACCCAAAGAGGGCACAGCAAGUGUUACCCCACCGCUGGAGCUCAGCAUCUCACGUCUCACCCGCAUGACCCGACGAGUCCCAGACAAGAAGAGCGAGUUUCUAAAGGCACUAAAAGACGAGCAGGAUGCGGACCAGACGGAGGACAGAGAUGGGGAUAAACUGGAAGAUGUGCAGAGUCCAUGCCCCUUGGAUCAGAACGACAAUUCUGCAGAGCACAUUAAUGUGGGCAGCCAUCACAAUGGUAUCUCUGGGGAGGAGAGAAGGGACCGGCUGUCAUACUCGCUGGAAGCAGAACACCGGCUUUUGAAAGAAAUGGGAUGGCAGGAAUCUCCAGAGAAUGAUGAGGAUUGUCGGCCCCUGACUGAAGAAGAACUGCGCGAGUUUCACAUUAAGUCCCAGCAGCUAAGAAGAAAUGGCACCGGACAAAAUGGCUUUCUCAGGCAGCCCCGAAGAUGCGCUCUUCUCUUUUCUUGGCGUGGCCCGCUGACCCCCGACCCUAGCGAGUGCUCAGACUCGGACACAAGCAGCACAGACACUUCAGACGAUGAAUCUUGAUGCUUCUGGCACGCAGCAGAUCUCGCCUCGGCCCUCUUCACUGCAUUGUCCUUACCGUGUCUCCAGACUAUGGGGGAAAUAAAAACACGUCUUUGUGUUCAGUCCGGGGUCCGCGGCCUCCGCAUCUCCGAAUAGCUCUUGAGUAUUUUGUGAAAAAAAAAAAAAAAAACAGGACAUAAUUUUGCAGCUUUUUGGGGUGGGGGAGAGGAGGUGCGCUCAUCAUCCCUCAUGCUUCCUUACCUGAGUGCUGGAGGCGAGCGGAUGGGAUUUUGUUUUUGUUUGUUUUCUUUCCCCUGCGUCCUCCUUGUUUUUGUGGAGUUUGACACAUUAUUUGCAGGCAGCGAAGCUUCUAACUGUGCAGAUUAAAUUGAAGUUAACCCACUAAAAUCAAUCACUGUUUGGAUAAACGCUCACUUUUUUUCAUAUUAUUUUUUUUUUUUUUUUUUUUGUGAUCAUCCUGAGCGCGAUGACAUGUCUGUUCUGCAGCGCUAGUUAUGGCGGGGACGCGGAGCUCUAGCUUGUAUGUUUUAAGGGGGAAUGACUUUGCAUCUGUAAGAUAUUCAGAAGAAUUUUUUUUUUUCUUUUCUCAAAGCCUUGACAUUCAGGGUGGAUUGUAAAAUAAAA
Molecule: messenger RNA, 3045 nt
Organism: Bufo bufo (common toad)
Lineage: Eukaryota; Metazoa; Chordata; Amphibia; Anura; Bufonidae
Gene: GPBP1L1
Product: GC-rich promoter binding protein 1 like 1
Exons: 12
Coding region: 1012-2421 (469 amino acids)
Biological process (GO): DNA-templated transcription; positive regulation of DNA-templated transcription
Cellular component (GO): nucleus
Molecular function (GO): DNA binding; RNA binding
Source: RefSeq, a predicted model, not a curated record